Quercus robur (English oak) is the source of this 2121-nucleotide messenger RNA. Its product is annotated as organic cation/carnitine transporter 7-like. Lineage: Eukaryota; Viridiplantae; Streptophyta; Magnoliopsida; Fagales; Fagaceae. Gene Ontology annotation, molecular function: transmembrane transporter activity. Gene Ontology annotation, cellular component: membrane. The coding region runs from base 168 to 1079 and encodes 303 amino acids. The transcript has 3 exons. Gene Ontology annotation, biological process: transmembrane transport. The record is from RefSeq and is a predicted model, not a curated record.
CUAUCAGAGCUUUGUUUUGGGAAAGUACUGAUAUUUAUUAUUUGUGAAGUUGUGAAUUAUAAUGAAUUCUAGUGCCAGUAUAAGGAAAAUUUUGACGCUGGGUAUGCCAAACUUUAUUCUUCAAAAAGACUCAUCGUUAAAGACUCUUGACAUUUUGCUAUCCUUGUAUGAGUUUAGCCUUAUGUUCUUCACUUUUCCUUUUCAAGAGGGGUUUUCUUGGCACAGCUAUGCUAACUAGUGGAGCUGGGUUUUUAAGUACCUUCUCCCCAAACUAUAUAUUAUUUUUGAUUUUUCGUUUUUUGGUUGGCAUUGGCCUGGGUAGUGGUUCUGUAUUCGCAUGCUGGUUUCUAGAAUUUGUUCCUGCUGACAAUAGAGGCAAAUGGAUGGUUGUCUUUUCAUCUUUCUGGACAUUUGGAACAAUUUUUGAGGCUGCACUUGCAUGGAUAGUCAUGUCAAGAUUGAGUUGGAGGUGGUUACUGGCAUUCUCUUCUUUACCAUCAUUUGUUCUGCUUCUCUUUUAUAGUCUUGCUCCAGAAUCUCCAAGGUAUCUGUGUGUGAAAGGUAAUACUACUGAUGCACAUUGUAUUAUGGAGAAAAUAGCUCAACUAAAUAAAAAAAAGCUGCCUUCUGGCCUUCUUGUUUCUACUAUAACAGACAGACAAGAUGAAGAAUUUGCUCCAAAGGAAGAUGUCCCUUUACUCUCAUCAACUAGAAAGAAUACUGAGGAAAAUAAAAAUUGCCUGUCACCAGUAUUUAUGCUUUUCUCAUCAAACUUAACUCGAGCAACCCUUCUCCUAUGGACGUUUUAUUUUGGAAAUGUAUUCUCAUAUUAUGGUAUUAUUUUGCUGACGUCUGAGCUAAGUAGUUCGGAAAGCAAAUGUGGCUCAACCAUGUGGCAUCCAGAAAAUCUCCAGGAUGCUAGCCUCUACAUAGAUGUAUUUAUCACUAGUUUGGCAGAGCUUCCUGGACUUCUGCUAUCAGCGAUACUUGUGGAUAGAAUUGGCCGCAAGCUAUCCUUCAUUAUUAUUCUUACCCUAGCUUGUAUAUUCCUUCUGCCACUGAGGUUUAUUUACCUAUGAAGAUGAGCAGCCAGCACAGCUGGAAAUAUCCCCAAUAGUGUCUUCCACCUUCUCUUUUGUUAUGUAGUUUGUUACAAGAUCUAGUCAGUAUAAAAGUGCAAGUAUUUUAUGCAUUGAUUCUCUCUGCCUAGUAAAGGGGCAAAGAAAAUGUGUGUGUGUGUGUAUUUUGCGUCAACCAAAGAAAAUGUUUCUUCAGUUGGACUUUGUACUUGUCCAGCAUCUUCAUCCUCUCUCCAGAACCAUUUAGGCGGUCUGGGAAUAGAUUGGUUACAUGGCGUUUGGAACACUAAACAAGUCAACUGUAAACUAUUUUUAGUUGACUGUAGGAGAUCAAUUUUUCAAAUGUGUUUUAAUAUAUUCUCUGGUUUAGUGAUCCUGUUGAAGGGUUUAAUCUAUGUUUCCAAUUCCAAGGAGGAUCUCCAGCUGCCCUUCAUGAUCUGUAGUAUCUAUAUUAAGUAUUUAAAGAGGUUGAUGCCAUUACUUAUAAAGUUAAAUUACUCAUUUUUCUUCAACCAGCUUCUCGACAGUACUAAUCAUGUAGAAAGCUAUUAUUGAAUUCAAAUUGACUAAGUUAUUAGUACUCAUUUUUUCUUUAUUUUUGAAGAUAUACUCAACUUCUGUGAGGACAACUGGGAUCGGAGUUGCAGGUGCUGUGGGAAGAAUUGGUGGAAUGAUAUGCCCCUUAGUAGCAGUUGGAUUGGUGACUAGUUACCAUCAAACAGCUGCCAUUAUUCUAUUUGAGGUUGUCAUUGUUCUCUCAGCCAUCUGUGCUUUUCUCUUCCCAUAUGAAACCAAGGGACAGGAAUUAAUUGACACUGUAGUUGUAUCAAAGUCAAAAGAAGCACUAUUAGUUGGUGAUUAGAUUAUACCCUUACACCAAUGUGUGACAAAUGAAAAGAAGAAGAAUAACAAGAAGCUUCACAUGUUUUUUUUUCUUAUUACACCUCAGUUUACUGCAAUAAUCACUCCCCCAAAUAGUAUUAUUUAUUCAUAAUGUAUGUGUAAUUAUUGUUCUAAUAAAAUCAGUUAAGCUGAAAUGUAA